AUCUUGCGGUGUGGGUUAGUGGUGCUGCAGUGGUGAUGGUUUGGUCCGAGUUAUUAAUCUUCUUGGCACAAAUCUGUACGACGUGUUAUUCAGCGUAGCGAAUCUUUGUGGUUUUUUAAUCUUCAUCACCAAUUUCUCCCCGCCCUCGGUACCCCGCCGCCACCGAUUGCCCGUAGCUGGUAACCUUGUUCAUCACUCUACAAGGGAGAAAUGGUGAAAACUCCGCGUUCUCCUGUAACCACAGGAAAGAAAAGGUGCAGAGCCAAGCCGCAAAAGAAAGAUGAAGAUACAAUUGAUAAUGGCAAAUUGGACAAGGAACCUCAGGAUGCAACAAAAGAGAUGGAUGAAGUUGGAAAGGGUGACACCCGUGCUGCCUGUAAGAGGCCAAGAAGAGCAGCAGCAUGUUCUGAUUUCAAAGAGAAAUCUGUACGGUUAUCUGAUAAAUCCUCUGUUGUCGCGACCAAUGAAAAUCAGAUCGAAGAGGAGGAAAUAGAUGCUGUAAAGGUGACAAAAUUAGGACCAGAAGAUCAGCGACCUUGUCGGAAAUUGAUUGAUUUCAUCUUGCAUGAUGCUGAUGGGAAACUGCAGCCCUUUGAAAUGUCAGAAAUUGGUGAUUUUUUCAUCACAGCUCUUAUCAUGCCCAUGGAUGAUGAUUUAGAAAAAGAUCGUCAAAGAGGAGUACGCUGUGAAGGAUUUGGGCGAAUUGAGGACUGGGCAAUAUCUGGUUAUGAUGAAGGUACUGCGGUAGUCUGGGUCUCAACAGAAGUUGCUGACUAUGAAUGUGUGAAACCAGCAGGCAAUUACAAAUCUUAUUAUGACCACUUCUAUGAGAAGGCCCAGGUCUGUGUUGAAGUUUACAGAAAACUUGCAAGAUCAGUUGGUGGGAAUCCUAGUCUGGGUUUGGAAGAAUUGCUUGCUAGUGUUGUUCGUUCUAUUAAUGCUAUCAAAGGUUACAGCGGUACACUGAGCAAAGAUUUUGUGAUAUCCAUUGGUGAGUUUGUGUACAACCAGCUAAUUGGAUUGGAUGAGACAGCAAACAAUGAUGAUGAGAAGUUUGCUACACUACCAGUUCUUCUUGCUCUAAGAGAUGGGUGCAAAUCUAGAGUAGAAUUAAGCAAGCUGAAGCCUAACAUCUCAAAUGGAACACUGAAGAUUAAUGAUGCGGAGUGCAAAGAGGUAGAGGUAACUGAGGAUGAUGAUGAGAAGUUAGCAAGAUUGUUGCAACAAGAAGAAGAAUGGAAGAUGAUGAAACAGAGAGGUAAACGUGGAACACCUUCUCAGAAAAAUGUCUACAUCAAAAUUAGUGAAGCUGAGAUUGCCAAUGACUAUCCUCUGCCUGCAUACUAUAAACCCUCUAGUCAAGAAAUGGAUGAGUACAUAUUUGACAGUGACGAUAGCAUGUAUUCUGAUGUGCCAGUAAGAAUCCUCAACAACUGGGCUUUAUACAAUGCAGAAUCCAGGCUUAUUCCUUUGGAACUAAUCCCUAUGAAAGCAGGCACUGAAAAUGAUAUAGUUGUUUUUGGAUCUGGUUUUAUGAGAGAGGAUGAUGGCAGUUGCUGUUCUACUGCUGAAUCUACAAAGUCGUCUUCAUCAAGUAGUUCUAACCACCAGGAUGCUGGUGUUUCUAUUUAUCUGAGCCCAAUCAAGGAAUGGGUUAUAGAAUUUGGUGGAUCAAUGAUUUGCAUAACCAUUCGAACUGAUGUGGCCUGGUAUAAGCUACGGCAACCUACAAAGCAAUAUGCUCCUUGGUGUGAGCCUGUGUUGAAAACAGCAAGGCUUGCUGUUGGCAUCAUAACCCUACUAAAGGAGCAAAGUCGUGCUUCAAAGCUUUCUUUUGCUGAUGUCAUCAAGAAAGUGGCAGAAUUUGAUAAAGGGAACACUGCAUUUAUAUCACCUAACAUUGCACUGGUUGAGAGAUAUAUUGUGGUACAUGGACAGAUUAUUCUUCAGCAGUUUUCAGAUUUUCCAGAUGAGACUAUCCGGCGUAGCGCAUUUGCUACUGGUCUUUUGAUGAAGAUGGAGCAAAGAAGGCAUACAAAGUUGGUCAUGAAGAAAAAGGUUCCAGUGAUGAGGGGAGAGAAUCUGAACCCAAGUGCAACUAUGGGCCCAGCAUCAAGAAGAAAAGUGAUGCGCGCAACAACAACCAGGCUGAUCAACAGGAUAUGGAGUGAUUACUACGCACACCAUUUCCCUGAAGAUUCCAAGGAUGGAGAUACAAAUGAAGCAAAAGAAAUUGACGAUGAACUGGAAGAAAAUGAAGAUGAGGAUGCUGAAGAGGAAGUACAAAUUGAAGAGGAAGAUGUCUCAAAAACUCCACCAUCAGCACGGUCUCGAAAGUUGGUGUCACAAACAUGCAAAGAAAUUAGAUGGGAAGGUGAAGCAAUUGGUAAAACAGCUUCUGGAGAAGCUCUAUAUAAAUGUGCUCAUGUUCGAGAGCUCAGAAUAAAUGUGGGAGGGGCAGUUGCACUAGAAGAUGAUUCAGGAGAAUUGGUCAUGUGCUUUGUUGAGUACAUGUUUCAGAAACCUAAUGGAGCAAAACUGGUUCAUGGAAGGCUGUUCCAGAGAGGUUCACAGACUGUUCUAGGCAAUGCUGCAAAUGAAAGGGAUCUUUUCUUAACCAUUGAUUGUUUAGAAUUUGAGUUAGAGGAUAUCAAAGAAUUGUUGUCUGUCAAUCUCCAAUCAUUGCCCUGGGGUCACAAGUAUAGAAAAGAGAAUGCUGAAGCUGAUAGGAUUGAGCGUGCCAAAGCUGAAGAGAGAAAGAAGAAGGGUUUGCCAAUGGAAUAUUUGUGCAAAAGCUUGUACUGGCCUGAGAAGGGUGCAUUUUUCUCCCUUCCUCAUGACAAACUGGGUCUUGGUAAUGGUUUCUGUAGCUCUUGUGAGCACAAAGAGCCAGAUUGUGAUGAACUGAAAAUACUAUCCAAAAGCAGCUUCACCUACAGAAACGUUACCUACAAUAUCCAUGACUAUCUGUAUAUUAGAGCUGAGUUUUUCUCCCAAGAGGAGGAUCGUGCAACCUUCAAGGCAGGGCGUAAUGUGGGUCUAAAGCCCUAUGUAGUUUGCCAUCUAUUGGAUGUCCAUGAACCUGCUGGGUCCAGAAAAAUUCAGCCGGCAUCAACAAAAGUCAGUGUUAGAAGAUUUUACAGACCAGAUGACAUUUCAUCGGCCAAAGCUUAUGUUUCUGACAUCAGAGAGGUAUACUAUAGCGAAGAUAUAGUUAAAGUGCCUGUGGAUAUGAUAGAGGGGAAAUGUCAGGUCAGAAAGAAGAAUGACAUCUCAAAUUCAGAUCUUCCAGUGAUUGUUGAACAUGAAUUUUUCUGUGAACUUUUCUAUGAUCCUGCCACUGGAGCUUUAAAGCAGUUGCCUCCAAAUGCUAAGCUCAUGUCUGCGCAACAAAAGGCAACUGCCGCUUCGAGAAAGAACAAAGGAAAGCAGAUCUGUGAGAGUGAUCAAGUGGAUUCAGAUAAACACAUGAAGGUGCACAAAGAGAAUUGUCUUGCAACUCUUGACAUUUUUGCUGGCUGUGGAGGUUUAUCUGAAGGACUGCAGCAAGCUGGUGUAUCGUUUACAAAAUGGGCAAUUGAAUAUGAGGAGCCAGCUGGUGAAGCAUUUUCCCAAAAUCAUCCAGAAGCUGCGGUGUUUGUGGAUAACUGCAAUGUGAUUUUGAAGGCAAUUAUGGACAAAUGUGGAGAUGCUGAUGACUGCGUUUCAACUUCUGAGGCUGCUGAGCAAGCAGCUAAACUUUCUCAAGAGAAUAUUACGAACCUUCCUGCCCCUGGUGAAGUAGAAUUCAUUAAUGGUGGUCCUCCAUGUCAGGGCUUUUCUGGGAUGAACAGAUUUAACCAAAGCCCAUGGAGUAAAGUUCAAUGUGAGAUGAUUUUAGCAUUCCUCUCUUUUGCUGAAUAUUUCCGCCCCAGGUUCUUUCUUUUGGAAAACGUUAGGAACUUUGUUUCGUUCAACAAAGGACAGACUUUCCGACUGACAGUUGCAUCUCUUCUGGAGAUGGGAUACCAGGUCCGGUUUGGAAUUUUAGAAGCAGGGACUUUCGGUGUUGCUCAGUCCAGGAAAAGGGCAUUCAUUUGGGCUGCUGCCCCUGGAGAGACUCUGCCUGAUUGGCCAGAGCCAAUGCAUGUGUUUGCUAGCCCUGAGCUGAAAAUAACACUGCCUGAUGGCAAAUACUAUGCUGCUGCCAAAAGCACUGCUGGUGGGGCUCCUUUCCGUGCAAUUACAGUUAGAGAUACAAUUGGGGAUCUACCAAAAGUGGAGAAUGGUGCCAAUAGACUCUUACUUGAGUAUGGUGGUGAACCUGUCUCUUGGUUCCAGAAGAAGAUUCGAGGGAACACGAUCCAACUGAAUGAUCACAUAUCUAAGGAGAUGAAUGAACUGAAUCUCAUCAGAUGCCAACGCAUUCCAAAGCGGCCAGGUUGUGAUUGGCAUGACCUACCAGAUGAGAAGGUGAAACUAUCAUCGGGGCAACUAGUUGACUUGAUCCCUUGGUGCUUGCCUAACACGGCUAAAAGGCAUAACCAGUGGAAGGGGCUGUAUGGUAGGCUGGAUUGGGAGGGCAAUUUCCCCACUUCCGUGACAGAUCCCCAGCCAAUGGGCAAGGUUGGCAUGUGCUUCCACCCUGAACAGGAUAGGAUCAUCACAGUCCGUGAAUGUGCGCGAUCUCAGGGCUUCCCUGACAGCUACCAGUUCGCGGGCACCAUCCAGAGCAAGCACAGGCAGAUUGGCAAUGCUGUGCCUCCACCUCUUGCCUUCGCACUUGGGAGGAAACUGAAGGAAGCUGUUGAUGCAAAGCGUCAAUAGGCGUCACUACAUCGGCUCUAUGACUAUUAGGUCCCUUCUCCGAUGAUCAAUGAAGAUGAUUCUUCCCAGGAGACAAACAUACAAACAUGAGUGUAGUUACCCUUGAUUGUCGGCUGCAUUUCUAUCUGAAUUGUUAACUGUGUGUUGAUUGAAAUUUUAGUCAUAUAGAUCCAUGGUUGUACAUUUUAGAGGUUGUGAUUGAUACCCUGAUUAGGGGUAUGAUUAAGUGGUUGUAUUCAAAUAUUGAGACAAAAUAAUACUAGUUAGUGAUGGCUGAAUUGUUAUCGUGGGUUAUCUUUUCCAAUCUGGAAACCCUCUUUAAUCUGGAAACCUUAUGCUUGUUUUUGGUUGGUUCAGGCUUGGAAAAAAAUC
Molecule: messenger RNA, 5178 nt
Organism: Oryza brachyantha (malo sina)
Lineage: Eukaryota; Viridiplantae; Streptophyta; Magnoliopsida; Poales; Poaceae
Product: DNA (cytosine-5)-methyltransferase 1B
Exons: 14
Coding region: 211-4806 (1531 amino acids)
Cellular component (GO): nucleus
Molecular function (GO): DNA (cytosine-5-)-methyltransferase activity; chromatin binding
Source: RefSeq, a predicted model, not a curated record